Messenger RNA from Ostrinia furnacalis (Asian corn borer), 3616 nucleotides. RefSeq names its product UTP4 small subunit processome component l(3)72Dn (gene l(3)72Dn). Bases 96 to 3548 code for a protein of 1150 amino acids. The record is from RefSeq and is a predicted model, not a curated record. Gene Ontology annotation, molecular function: protein binding; RNA binding. Lineage: Eukaryota; Metazoa; Arthropoda; Insecta; Lepidoptera; Crambidae. Gene Ontology annotation, biological process: maturation of SSU-rRNA from tricistronic rRNA transcript (SSU-rRNA, 5.8S rRNA, LSU-rRNA). The transcript has 19 exons. Gene Ontology annotation, cellular component: t-UTP complex; 90S preribosome; small-subunit processome.
UGUCAAAUUUGACGUUUGACAGAAAAGCGGUCAACAGCGUGCUUUGCAAUGUUUUUAUUAUUUUUCCAUUAAAUUAUUGUAUUAAAUAAUUAAAAAUGGCUAGUAAAAUUCAUAGGGUGCGGUAUUACAACCCUACUCCUCAAAUAAUUAACAGCAUUUCUUACAAUAAAACAAGUAAAAACAUUGCUGUGGCGAGGGCAGAUGCUUCCAUUGAAAUCUGGGAUUUGAACUACGCGCCUUACUUGGUGAAAUUCAUCCCGGGCGUAGAAGAUGGAUCGGUGGAAGCCCUUGGCUGGGUUAACGAUAGAUUGUUGUCUACUGGACUUGGCGGUGCGCUGGUGGAGUGGGACCUCGAUAAGCUAAAUGUCAAACAAACUGUGCUGCUUACUGGAUAUGCAGCAUGGUGUUUAGACGUGAACUCAUCCAACACUUUAGUGGCCGUGGGAACAGAGCAAGGUUAUGUCAAUUUAUACAGUGUUGAAAACGAUGAAAUUGUGUACAAAAAGCUGUUUGACAAGCAAGAGGGCAGGAUAAUGUGCUGUAAAUUUGAUAAAACUGGAAGCAUACUAGUAACAGGAUCCAUAGACACAAUAAGGGUAUGGAAUGUAGAGACAGGGCAUGCCACUAGCCGUAUGCUGGCCAGUCGGCGAGGCAAGGAAACCAUCGUGUGGUGUUUGGCGGUUCUCUCUGAUAACAUUGUAGUUUCUGGUGACAGCCAUGGUAGACUUACAUUUUGGGACAGAAAGUUGGGAGAGCAGAUUGAGUCCUACACUACUCACAAAGCAGACAUACUAUGUAUAGAGGUAUCAGAAGACGAAAGCAGUCUGUACUGCAGUGGAGUAGACCCUGUUAUUACUAACUUUAUCAAAGUAAACAAUAACACUAGUAAACAUCCUACAUUACAGUGGGUUAAGAAUGUCCAAAGGAAUAUUCAUGAACAUGAUGUUAGGGUAUUAGCAUUGAAUGAUGACAGACUUGUGUCUGUAGGAGCUGAUGGCUACAUCACACUUUCCAGUUACCCCCCUAAAUGGGUAAUGAGGAUACCACCCAUGAUACCUGGCCCUAGGUCAGCGGUCUGUGCUAAGAAAAAACUUUUACUGUUAAGAUAUAGUAAUCACUUAGAAGUAUGGAAACUUGGCUCAUAUGCCACAACAAACAAUGGAAAAGUAGUUUUUUCAAACCAAAGCACAAAAAAUGUUGAACAAACAGAUAGCAACAGUCAGCUUGAGAAGGACACUCCAAUUGCUAUUUUAAAUAAUGCUUAUAAUCAGAACAACAAAAAUAAGAAUUUAAAGCUAACAGACAACCCAGUGAAAUUGGUUUCAGUUCAGACCAAAGGCAAAAAACAGAUGAAAUGCUGUGAACUAUCACCAAGUGGAGAGUUCAUAGUUUAUUCAACAGAAAAUACAGUGAGAAUGCUGAAAUUAGAUACUGAUGAAGAUCAACAGAACACGUCACUAUCAAAAGUACUGAUCAACGGCGUGUCGUCGUCCUGCGACCGCAUCGCGUUUACAGAGGAUUCCCGCACAAUGGCUCUGCACUGCGCGGGCAGUAUCCUGGUCUUACAGGUGGACCCGCAAGCUGGCGCCACUGUCGUUCAGACGAUUUCUACCACCAAGCAUCUAAAAGCCUCAUCAAUACUACAUCUUCACAUAUCGAAGAAAACUUCGUCAGGAGCGAUAUAUUUGGUAGCGGCCGACACGCAAGGCGCCAUCGCUGUGUGGACUAAAGCGAAGAAGAAAUAUGAGCAUUACGUCACAUUACCGAAGUAUAAGUGUGUUCCUUCGGCGCUAACAGUCGACAGUAAACAAGAAAGUCUCGUAGUAGUUUACGUAGAUCAAAAGAUCGUCGAGUACGAGUUAAUUACAAAGAAGUUCGCCGAGUGGGUGAAUACGGCCCUACCUCCGGCGUGGCUGUCGCGCGAGGCGGCCGCAUCGUCUGUGGCGCCGCACCCCGCCCGCGAGGCAUUGGUUAUCGCCGAUAAUACAUCUCUGUGGGUGCUGGAGAGAAAACAGUUUCAGGAACCGACAGAGCCAGCAUCUAAAAAGAAACCAAAUUCGGGCCAGAAUGUGGGCUUGAAAAUUGUACCCAUAAAGUACUUGGCUGGUUUCCAUUGGGUAGGCGACGACGAGGCAGUGAUAGUGGAAGUACUCCCGGAGAACAUAGUCUCACAGCUACCACCAGUGAUAUCCAGAAAAUUCUUAAGAUUCCUGAAAGCCCUCUCCAAGUUGUCCCUGCUUAGCGGCAUGACCUCCAACUGGUGCGGGCGGGACCACAUCUCUUCUGGUAUCUCGGCCUUCGCUGGUGGAAUGUUAUAUGAAAUAGGAUCGCCAUCGACGCUUCUACAAUUGUUUUUUUCCCACAGAUAUAGUAAUCACUUAGAAGUAUGGAAACUUGGCUCAUAUGCCACAACAAACAAUGGAAAAGUAGUUUUUUCAAACCAAAGCACAAAAAAUGUUGAACAAACAGAUAGCAAUAGUCAGCUUGAGAAGGACACUCCAAUUGCUAUUUUAAAUAAUGCUUAUAAUCAGAACAACAAAAAUAAGAAUUUAAAGCUAACAGACAACCCAGUGAAAUUGGUUUCAGUUCAGACCAAAGGCAAAAAACAGAUGAAAUGCUGUGAGCUAUCACCAAGUGGAGAGUUCAUAGUUUAUUCAACAGAAAAUACAGUGAGAAUGCUGAAAUUAGAUACUGAUGAAGAUCAACAGAACACGUCACUAUCAAAAGUACUGAUCAACGGCGUGUCGUCAUCCUGCGACCGCAUCGCGUUUACAGAGGAUUCCCGCACAAUGGCUCUGCACUGCGCGGGCAGUAUCCUGGUCUUACAGGUGGACCCGCAAGCUGGCGCCACUGUCGUUCAGACGAUUUCUACCACCAAGCAUCUGAAAGCCUCAUCAAUACUACAUCUUCACAUAUCGAAGAAAACUUCGUCAGGAGCGAUAUAUUUGGUAGCAGCAGACACGCAAGGCGCCAUCGCUGUGUGGACAAAAGCGAAGAAGAAAUAUGAGCAUUACGUCACAUUGCCGAAGUAUAAGUGUGUACCUUCGGCGCUAACAGUCGACAGUAAACAAGAAAGUCUUGUAGUGGUCUAUGUAGAUCAAAAGAUCGUCGAGUACGAGUUAAUUACAAAGAAGUUCGCCGAGUGGGUGAAUACGGCCCUGCCUCCGGCGUGGCUGUCGCGCGAGGCGGCCGCAUCGUCUGUGGCGCCGCACCCCGCCCGCGAGGCGUUGGUCAUCGCGGAUAACACGUCUCUGUGGGUGCUGGAGAGAAAACAGGUAUACCGAGCAGUGAUGCAGCACCCGGCUCGAAAGGCGCUGGUUAUCGCAGACAACACGUCUCUGUGGGUGCUGGAGAGAAAACAGUUUCAGGAACCGACAGAGCCAGCAUCUAAAAAGAAACCAAAUUCGGGCCAGAAUGUGGGCUUGAAAAUUGUACCCAUAAAGUACUUGGCUGGUUUCCAUUGGGUAGGCGACGACGAGGCAGUGAUAGUGGAAGUACUCCCGGAGAACAUAGUCUCGCAGCUACCACCAGUGAUAUCCAGAAAAUAAUUAUAAGGGGAAAAGCUAUAUUAAUGAAAAUACUUGUUUGUACACAAUAAAUCGUUUAUUUUACUUAU